Molecule: messenger RNA, 3849 nt
Organism: Adineta steineri
Lineage: Eukaryota; Metazoa; Rotifera; Eurotatoria; Adinetida; Adinetidae
Source: the annotation of a GenBank genome assembly
AUGUCAGCACCCUCCUAUCGCUAUCCACCUUCCACAAAUACUUGUGGAAAUCGUGGUCAUGGAAGAAAACCUCGUUAUGAUACACGUAAUAAAGAUAUUGAUCCAUCAUCUUAUAUAACACCAAAUACGCACCAUUAUUAUCGUCGUCCAUUAUCACCAGUAUCAGUUGGAGAUGUAUGCAAUCGUGUUAGUAAAGUUUCAUUUGAAAAUAAUAAUCACACACACAAUAGUCGAAUACGUAAUCGUUCCGCAGAACCUCAUCAUCCGGAUAAACCUUAUGAUAAUCGUCCACCAUCAGUUAAUGCUAUUCGUUCUGUUGUACCUGAUCGAUCACAACAUGAACAAAUCCCAAUAUGUUUUCGUCCAGAUUCUGGUGGCACUAAAGGACAAGUUAUUACACUUUAUACAAAUCAUUUUAAAUGUAAUUUAUCUGAGACUCUUGCUAUUAAUCAAUAUACUGUUCAUGUAAAUGUAUUUAAACGUGGUAAAUGGUGUAAUGCAAAUAAACGUCAACAUAAUCGAUUUGAAAUAGUUCAAAAAAUUCUCCAACGAGAAGCUGACAAUUUACCAUUCGUAUGGUUUGAUGAUGGUAAUUUUCUUUAUUCACGAGAAUUAUUACUUGAUAGAGCUAGAACAUAUGAAAUAACAAUAAAAAAUCAAAUAUAUCAAUUAGCUAUUAAAGAUAUGUCCGAUCGUGUUACUGUUGAAGAUAUGUGGCAAUAUGUUCGAAGUAAAACACCAUGUAAACGUCCACAAGAUUUAAUUCGUAUGCUUGAAACAUUACUUAAACAAACAAUUCGUUCACGUAUGGUUUGCAUUCGAAAUCAAUUUUUUGAAAAAAAUCAAAUGUUAUAUGAUGGUGGACCAUUUCAAAAUAGUGGUUUUGCAUUAGCACAAGGUUUUUAUCAAGCGAUGUUUGUUACACAAAUUGGACCAACAUUAACAAUUGAUACAAAAUGUUCAUGUUUUUAUCGAAAUAUUGAUAUGUUACAUUUUCUAUCGAUUUAUCUUGGACGAGAUUUAAAAAUCAAUGGAGCUAUGAUGUCAGCUGAUGAAAAACGUGCAUUAUUAAGAAUGAAAUGUUUGGAAAUCAUUACUGUUGAAACUCGGCAUACAUUUAAUAAAAUGGUUUAUAAUAUUCGUGGUUUUGGUGAUAAUGCUGAUCAACAUCCUGUAACAAUAGAUGGACCUGAUGGUGAUUCACGUAAAAUGUCUGUUGCAGAAUAUCUUGUGGAAAAAUAUGAUAUUAAAUUAAAAUAUCCACGUUUACCAACACUUGAAUGUGUUAAUAAAGGUGCACAAAAUUUAUCCUAUAUACCAAUUGAAUUAUGUUUUGUUGAAGAAUGGCAAAUUGUUGAUCGAUCAUUAAUGACAACAGAACAAAAUGCUGAAAAAUCUAAACGUUCGAUUUUAUUACCUGAAGUACGUUUUAAUAAAACAAUGAUGAUUGCUAAUGAAAGAAAUUUUAAUAAUGAUCCAUAUUUAAAACAUCUAUCAAUGACAAUUGAUACAAAUGAAAUGUUACAAGUUAAAGGACGUGUACUUGAACCACCCAAUAUUGUUUAUCGAAAUAAUCGUAUUGCUUCAGUUACAAUUGGUAAAUGGCUUAUGAAAGGAAGUCUCUUACAGCAAACUACACGUGUUCAUAAAUGGGAAAUGAUUUUAGUUAAAGAUGGAAAACGUGAACCAGGACAUAUGGAUAUGCAAAAAUUAGAAGAAUUUUGUCAUAUGUUACCAGAAACGACUCGUCGUUAUGGAAUUCAAAUGAAUCCUCAUUUUGAAACAAAAAUUAUAUCUCAUCAUCAAAUACGUCAAUGUAUUUAUGAUUUACAUGCUAGUGGUGCUGAAUUUGGUUUAUUUAUCUUGAUUGGUGAUUGUCCGGACUCAUAUCAAACUAUAAAACGUUGUGCAUUACAAGAAUUUGGUAUCAUUACUCUUUGUUGUGAUUUGGGUUCAAUUCGAAAGCAAAAUAAUCCUGGCAAACUUAAUGCUUAUAUUGAAAAUGUUGCACAAAAAAUGAAUGCACGUUUAGGUGGAAUUAAUUCAACUGUAUCAUUUAAAAAAAUAUUUGAUGAUCAACCUAAAUCCGAUGGUGAUGUUUUUAUGUUUAUUGGUGCUGAUGUAUCACAUGUUGUUGUUUCUGAACGUAAACCAUCAAUAGCAGCUGUUGUUGCAAGUGUAUCACCAACAUCAACACAAUAUAUAUGUCGUUCAAGUGAACAACGACCAGUAAAAGAUAAAAAAUAUUCAUUAGAAGUUAUUAAAGAUUUUCAACCUAUGACACGUGAUCUUUUACAUGUAUUUGUACAAACAAAUAAACAAUAUCCAACAAAAAUUGUUGUUUAUCGUGAUGGUGUUGAUGAAGGACAUUUUCAAAAAUUACUUGAUAAUGAAGUUCAAGCACUUAAAAAUGCUUGUUUAGAAGUCUAUGGUAAUCGUCCAUUACCUAAAAUAACAUUUGUAAUAAUAAAAAAAUCACAUAAUACACGUUUUUUUGCUCCCAAUGGUCAACGUAUAACAAAUAUGGCAGCAGGAACUGUUAUUGAUACAACUAUUGUACAUCCACGUCAAUUUGAUUUUUAUCUUAAUUCACAUGCUGGUGCACUUGGUACGAAUGUUUGUUCUUAUUAUCAUGUUUUAUAUAAUGAAAUUGAAUUUACAAGUGAUGAAUUACAACAAUUAACAUUUUGGCUUUGUCAUACUGAUGUACGAUGUACAAAAGCUGUUAAAUGUCCAGCAGCUGCACGAUAUGCUCAUACAGUUGCUUAUCAUGCAAGAUAUUUUGAAAAAGAACCAUAUCAAACAACAUCACAAUAUCCAUCAAAUCGAGAUACUGGACAAGUUGAAGAUGAUCUUACUUUAGAAGAUAUCAAAAUUCCAUAUUCACCACCCGAAGAUUUUAUUAUUAAAACUGUUGAUACAUGGACUCCAACUGAUGCUGAUCGAAUUCAUCUUGAACCAACACAAGGUCGUCGAAAUAGUCAUGGUCGUUCUGAAACACGUUAUAAAAAUGGUUCAUUUCGUCAAGUAUUAAAAUGGGAUCGUUCGUUAGGUCAAUAUGGUGAUGGAAAUAAUGCAUUUCGUGAACCAAAUAGUGUUGCAUGGCUUGAAUCUAGCAAAAUAGCUGUUGUUGAUACAAAUGCUCAUUGUAUUAAAGUCUUUCAUAGUGAAACAGGUCAAUUCGAAUAUUCAUUUGGUCGUGGACGAACAUUAGGUUGUCAAAAUUUACUUUAUCCAUAUCGUAUAGCUGUUGUACCAGGUGGAAAUGAUGAAUUAGUUGUUAUUCAACGUCAUCCACGUCCACAAAUUCAUGUCUUUAGUUGUUCAGGAGAAUUUAUUCGUCGAUUUGGUCAACAUUUAGAAAAACCACGUGCAUUAACUGUUGAUCAAUCACAUCGUAUUAUUGUUAUUGAAUCACAAGUACAAAAAUUACAUAUAUUUUCAUUAGAUGGAAAAAUUCUUUCAUUCUUUCAUUUAAAUGAACAUUUACAAUUUCCAACAUCGAUUUGUUCAAAUAAUUAUGAAAUAUUUAUAUCUGAUAAUCAUCUUCAUACAAUUAAAGUAUUUUCAUAUAGUGGACAAUUGAUACGUGAAAUCAAAGAAGCAAAUUAUAUAACAUAUCCAACAAAUAUUAAAUUAAAUUCGAAAGGACAAUUAAUAACAAUUGAUAAUCAUCAAGGUUUAAAUAUAACUGUUUAUGAUGAAUAUGAACAAAAGAAACGUUUAGGUGCAUAUACAGCUCGAAUCUGUCAUUCACAAAUUCUUGAUGUUGCAAUAGAAUCAAAUUCAAAUAUUCUUCAUUUAGCAUCAAAAGAUUAUCGAGUUUAUACAUAUCAACUUCCAUUGUAA